This is a messenger RNA of Soboliphyme baturini, 290 nucleotides long. The record is from the annotation of a GenBank genome assembly. Lineage: Eukaryota; Metazoa; Nematoda; Enoplea; Dioctophymatida; Soboliphymatidae.
AUGUUGGAGGCAGUUCCGGUUGCGGAGGUGACGUACGAAAUUAAUCGUCGGAUCGGCAAAUUUUGGGUUCUUGGUCAGGAGCGUUUGGCAUACGUUCCACAGUAUCCAAAAAAGGAGGAAAUAGCUGAUAUCGAAGAUCUGGGCAAAGAUAUCGCCAGAACUCCAGAGAGACAGUUGAAAAAUGUAGUGGGACUCCGGAAUAAACUUGACCCAUGGGUUGGUCGCGCUCUUGGUGACAGUUUCAUUCCAGGUAGGUGCAUAGAAACCAUAUUUCAGUCGAAAUGUUAAGU